AUGAAAUCUCUACUGAAAUCACAACCUUCUCUCCCAAUUCACAUUCCCGAACAUCGAACCAAUCUCACCCGUCCAAAACUCCCCUCUCUGAGAUUCGAUCGUAACCGUUGGAUUGGACGGAGAAAGUGUCGUUUGACUUUGACCGCUGUACUGGACUCUGGAACAAUUGAUCAAUUAGGGAUUCCGGAAUCCGAAAUCGUAAAUCCAGCUGUUGCUACUUCUUAUCGGAGCUUCAAGUUGCCGAAACCCAAUCAGACGGUGCUUGAUGCUCAAGCUAGGGUUUGCACUGGUCCCACCCAGACCAAGCCCCUCAGCGACGACCAGGCUUUUAAAGUUUUCGAUACCAUUUUAAGAUCCGCUAGAGGGAAAUUAAAAGAUGAAGAACAAGUUUCGAAAGCGCAACUUGGGGCAUUUUUUGCUGCCAUGACAAUUCGUGCGAAUAGCUUUCCAGAAGCAACCCAAUGGAGUGAAGGUGAGAAGCGUGCAAUGAGUGAUUUUUGGCCCCACCUAGUUCGAGCACUACCGCUGGAUGUAAUCUUCAUUGCCGAUCCUGAAGGCUCGAUAAUGGGAGCUGGAAGUUCGAUUGGGCCCCAAUUUGUUGGGAAUAGUACGAGUGAUAUGAGAUUGGUUGGUGCCCUUAGGGAGGUUUUGGCAGGUGGUCACCUUGGAUAUGAGGAAGUUCAAGGUGUUUUAAGAGAUGUUCUUCCUUUGAAACUUGAAGAUGACAAGUUUUCCGCUGGAGUUAGUGAGACCUUGCUUUCGGCAUUUUUGAUUGGCCAGCGUAUGAACAGAGAAACUGAUCGGGAGUUGAAAGCGUAUUGCCUUGCAUUUGAUGAUCAAUUUGGUCCUGCACCAGUGGCUGAUGUUAGAUCAUUAACUCAUUAUGGCGAACCUUAUGAUGGAAACACUCGAUACUUUAGGAGCACCCUGUUUGUUGCUGCGGUUAGAUCCUGUUAUGGUGAAUCUUCCUUGCUUCAUGGUGUGGAGUGGAUGCCACCUAAGGGAGGCAUAACAGAAGAACAGAUGCUGAAGUUUAUGGGAGCAAAUACAAGAUUGACUCCUUUGCAGGCUAAAGAACUUCUUGAGGAUGAGGAGCUUGGUUUUGCCUACGUAAGUCAACGUGAAGCUUGCCCAUCCCUAUAUUCAUUGAUCGGGUUGAGGGAGCACAUAAAGAAACGUCCGCCUUUGGCGACAACUGAAAAGGUUCAACAAUUUUUGAAGGCGCGGGGGAGAGAAGCAAUUGUUGCUGGAUUUUAUCAUGAAGGUUAUGAGGAGCCUCUUUUAAUGCUUAUGAAAAGAAGAGGUGUUCAUGCUGGUUUGGUGGUGAAGGGUGAGGAAGGGGCCCUCUCAAUGACAACAAAGUUGAAAUCUGCGAAUGCAUCAAAAGGACUUCCUGUGAACUAUUGUUCAGGGUUUCGUUCAUUGAGCAUGGUGUCCGCUUUUGAACUUGAUGGGGUGUCACGUCAGAAUUUCAAUACUGAAGUUAAUGCCAAGGACUUCGGUUUUGAACCCACUGAUACACCAAGAACUGAUAGAUCAGUUGCCAAGAAUAUAGAGCUGGGUUUAGCAGCUCUCGAUGGCCAGAAAGGACCAGCAUAUGAUCGAAUUAUCUUAAAUGCUGGAGUGGUCGAUCACCUGCUAGGAUGUGAUGGUGCAGAAGAUAUAUCCACUGCACUGGACAGAGCCAGGGAGGCCAUUGACAGUGGUAAAGCUCUUAAAAGGCUGUUAAAUUACAUAAAGGUCUCCCACAAAAUGAGGUGA
Messenger RNA from Dovyalis caffra, 1761 nucleotides. The record is from the annotation of a GenBank genome assembly. NCBI's taxonomy places the organism in Eukaryota, Viridiplantae, Streptophyta, Magnoliopsida, Malpighiales, Salicaceae.